CUAAGAUUCCAGAUGGCAAAUUCUAUGAAUGGCAGAAACCCUGGUGGUCGAGGAGGAAACCCCCGGAAGGGUCGAAUUUUGGGUAUUAUUGAUGCUAUUCAGGAUGCAGUUGGACCUCCUAAGCAAGCAGCAGCAGAUCGCAGGACUGUGGAGAAAACUUGGAAACUCAUGGACAAAGUGGUGAGACUGUGCCAAAAUCCCAAACUUCAGUUGAAAAAUAGCCCACCAUAUAUACUUGAUAUUUUACCUGAUACAUAUCAGCAUUUGCGGCUUAUAUUAAGUAAAUAUGAUGACAACCAGAAACUUGCCCAACUCAGUGAGAAUGAAUAUUUUAAAAUCUACAUUGAUAGUCUAAUGAAAAAGUCCAAACGGGCAAUAAGACUCUUUAAAGAAGGCAAGGAGAGGAUGUAUGAAGAACAGUCACAGGACAGAAGAAAUCUCACAAAACUCUCCCUCAUCUUCAGUCAUAUGCUGGCAGAAAUCAAAGCAAUCUUUCCCAACGGUCAAUUCCAGGGAGAUAACUUUCGUAUCACAAAAGCAGAUGCGGCUGAAUUUUGGAGAAAGUUUUUUGGAGACAAAACUAUUGUACCAUGGAAAGUAUUCAGACAGUGCCUUCAUGAGGUCCAUCAAAUUAGCUCUGGCUUGGAAGCAAUGGCUCUAAAAUCAACAAUUGAUUUAACUUGCAAUGAUUACAUUUCAGUUUUUGAAUUUGAUAUUUUUACCAGGCUAUUUCAGCCUUGGGGUUCUAUUUUACGGAAUUGGAAUUUCUUAGCUGUGACGCAUCCAGGCUACAUGGCAUUUCUCACGUAUGAUGAAGUCAAAGCACGGUUGCAGAAAUACAGCACCAAACCCGGAAGCUACAUAUUUCGGUUAAGCUGCACUCGAUUGGGACAGUGGGCCAUUGGCUAUGUGACGGGGGAUGGCAACAUCUUACAGACCAUACCUCAUAACAAGCCCUUAUUUCAAGCUCUGAUUGACGGCAGCAGAGAAGGAUUCUAUCUUUAUCCUGACGGGAGGAGUUAUAAUCCUGAUUUAACUGGAUUAUGUGAACCUACACCCCAUGAUCAUAUAAAAGUUACACAGGAACAAUAUGAGUUAUAUUGUGAAAUGGGCUCCACUUUUCAGCUUUGUAAAAUCUGUGCAGAGAAUGACAAAGAUGUCAAGAUUGAGCCUUGUGGGCAUUUGAUGUGCACCUCUUGCCUUACAGCAUGGCAGGAGUCAGAUGGCCAGGGCUGCCCCUUCUGCCGCUGUGAAAUAAAGGGAACAGAGCCCAUAAUCGUUGAUCCGUUUGACCCCAGGGAUGAAGGCUCCAGGUGCUGCAGCAUCAUUGACCCCUUUGGCAUGCCGAUGCUGGACUUGGAUGAAGAUGAUGACCGAGAGGAGUCCUUGAUGAUGAAUCGGUUGGCAAAUGUUCGAAAGUGCACUGACAGGCAAAACUCACCAGUCACAUCCCCAGGAUCUUCUCCCCUUGCACAGAGAAGAAAGCCCCACCCAGAUCCUCUUCAGAUCCCACAUCUAAUCCUGCCACCAGUGCCUCCUCGCCUGGAUCUCAUUCAGAAAGGGAUAGUUCGGUCUCCCUGCAGCAGCCCAACUGGUUCACCAAAGUCAUCUCCUUGCAUGGUGAGGAAACAAGAUAAACCACUCCCAGCACCACCUCCUCCCUUAAGAGAUCCUCCUCCCCCUCCGCCGGAGAGACCUCCGCCAAUCCCUCCUGACAAUAGACUGAGUCGACACUUCCAUCAUGUGGAAAGUGUGCCUUCCAGAGACCAGCCCAUGCCUCUCGAAGCCUGGUGCCCUCGAGAUGUGUUUGGGACUAAUCAGUUGGUGGGAUGUCGACUACUAGGGGAUGGCUCCCCCAAGCCUGGAAUCACAGCGAGUUCAAAUGUAAAUGGCAGACAUAGUAGAAUGGGCCCUGACCCAGUGAUUCUACGGAAACAUAGAUGCCAUGAUUUGCCUUUAGAAGGAACCAAGGUUUUUUCCAAUGGUCACCUGGGAGAUGAAGAAUAUGAUGUUCCUCCCCGGCUCUCUCCUCCUCCUCCAGCUGCCACCCUCCUCCCUAGUGUAAAGUGUACUGGUCCUUUAGCAAGUUCCGUUUCAGAGAAAGCAAGAGACCUAGUAGAGGAAGAUGACAAUGAAUACAAGGUUCCUUCAUCCCAUCCCGUGUCCCUGAAUUCACAACCAUCUCAUUGUCAUAAUGUAAAACCUCCUGUUAGGUCUUGUGAUAAUGGUCAUUGUACAUUGAAUGGAACACAUGGUACCCCUUCAGAGAUGAAGAAAUCAAACAUCCCUGAAUUAGGCAUCUAUUUAAAGGGAGAUGUUUUUGAUUCAGCCUCUGAUCCAGUGCCAUUGCCACCUGCCAGGCCUCCAACUCGGGACAAUCCAAAGCAUGGUUCUUCACUCAACAGGACGCCCUCUGAUUAUGAUCUUCUCAUCCAUCCAUUAGGUGAAGAUGCUUUUGAUGCCCUCCCUCCAUCCCUUCCACCUCCCCCACCUCCUGCAAGGCAUAGUCUUAUCGAACAUUCAAAACCACCUGGCUCCAGUAGCCGACCAUCCUCAGGACAAGACCUUUUCAUUCUUCCUUCAGAUCCAUUUUUUGAUCCAGCAAGUGGCCAAAUUCCUCUGCCUCCUGCUAGGAGAGUACCCGGUGAAAAUGUCAAAUCCAACAGAACAUCACAGGACUAUGAUCAGCUUCCUCCCUGUCCAGAUGGUUCACAAGCACCAGCCAGGCCCCCUAAACCACGACCCCGCAGGACUGCACCGGAAAUUCACCACAGAAAACCCCAUGGGCCUGAGGCAGCAUUGGAAGAUGUAGAUGCAAAAAUUGCAAAACUCAUGGGAGAGGGUUAUGCCUUUGAAGAGGUGAAGAGAGCCUUAGAGAUAGCCCAGAAUAAUGUCGAAGUGGCCCGUAGCAUCCUUCGAGAAUUUGCCUUCCCCCCUCCGGUCUCCCCACGUCUCAAUCUAUAGCAGCCAAGACUGUAAACACCAAAAUGUAAAGCAAUCGAUGACUAUUCCAGGAGUGUGGAAUGGAGUGCAGAAAUGAGAUGUGAUUCAGGAAAGACGAGGUCUCCUCCUCAUCUGGCAUCUUGAGAAGAGAGACUUGAGAAAUGCAGCUUCUUGGAAGAAAACAGCUGCUUGUUCAGGAUGUCCACGCCUGCCACUUGCUAAUUUUUGCUAGCCAUACUUUUAAAUCAGGGUUGAACUGACAAAAAUAAUUUAAAGACGUUUACUUCCCUUGAACUUUGAAUCUGUGAAAUGCUUUUCCUUGUUUACAAGUUGGUGAAGUUGCAGUUUGCUUUUGUUUUUGUGUUGUUGUUUGGAUACCUGUACUGUGUUCCUGACGAGCCCUUCGUAGUGGUCAGGUCUGCUGUGACAUUUCCCACCACAUCCCUUGCUGUCCACAUCAACAGCUAAAUCAUGUAUUCGUUUCAAUCUCUCCCACUCCCCAACCCCCGGAGGUCCAGUUCCAUUUCUCGUUUACAAGACGAUUCUGAUUUUCAAACUUACCAAACUAAUGCAAAAACAAAAACCAUGUGUGGCCUUCAUUACUGAGUCUUUUCUUUGGAAGCCAUUGCUGUUAAGAGAUGGGGAAAAUCUGAAUAUAUAAAGGAUUUUUUUUCAAUGAGCUGCCUUUUCUGAGGGCCCUUCACAGUGAUACAGAGAGCACUUCCCUUUUUUGUGUAAGUUUUGUUACUUUUAAUCCUCCAUAUUCUCAUCUCUGUCAUCCCAGGGUGUCACGACUCUGCAAAAAUCUAAAGUAUUAGAAAGCAGCUACUGUAGAUGUGGAGAAAUACACUUGCAUAUGGCAGCGCUGUACUGAAGUCAUGUAAUGAGGUCACCUGCUAUUUACGCCUUCGUUGCUUUGGGACAUGCUGAACAACAAGGCUGUCUCCCUGAAGUAUAGUAAUAAUCUUCAGAUUAAAUUAUGGUCACACCUUUCCCAAAGUGGAAUAGAGUCCAUUUCCUAUUUGAGUGAUUACACUCUGGUUCCUAACAGCUUCAGGAGCCAUUCCAUACUGCAGUGGAAAUGUUAAACCUUUGAUGCACUGUUAAGUGCUAAUGCUACUGUGGCAAUGUUUUUUGCAAAGGUCUUAGUAAUUUUCUCUCUGCAAUCAAAUUAAGAGUUCAUAUCUAAUUUCUAGAUUCUCUCAUUUAUUGUUCCAUCCAGUUAGGUGAAAGAAACUAGUUUUGCCUUUUUUGCAAAACAGUGGUUGGUUCUUCAGAAACUGCGUUAUUACUUUUAAUAAAUUUCCAAAUAUUUAUUGAGCAUCUGUAAUGUGCUCAUCUGUAUUAGGCACUGUGUUUUUAAAGCACAAACUGUCACAAGCAGAUUCCAGUAUAAUGUUUCGUUAUUCUUUAUAUACAUUUUUGAUGGCAAAAAUCUAAUGGACAAAGCCUAGGAGUUUCAACUAGAGCUUCUGAAUUUUCAUGCAACUUGCUUUUUCCUUCUUUCCUAAUGAGAAGUUAGUGGAAAAAUGAGAGACAAAACCAUUUCUCUUUAAAAUGCAUGAACCCGUAGAAGGGUUUCUAAAUAUGGACUAAUUGUGGGUUUGGGAUGUUUCUGCCACUCCUUUCUCUGUCACAUAUAUCAGAGCGAGCCUCUCUACAGGACUGGAAAGGAUACAACCAAAACAUCUAGCAUGGGUUCAGAGAAAAGAGCUGACCCCGUGGAAAUUAAUAUAGACAGCCAGGUUGACCUGGGGAGGGGGCUGGACGCAUUCCUUUACAAAGUGGCAUGUGCCCUUUCUUUAAGGAUUUGCUUUCAUGAGAUGAGGUGUAGCUUGAGAAGUCACAGGCCUGCAUAGUUGUGCUCUUGUUGGAAUUUCUUCAGGUGAUUCCCAGCUGGUUAUGUGCCUAAAGGGGGACUUUUAAUUUGCCUUAGAUGUUCUUCCUGUGAGUAUGUAUUUGAAUGCAGAUUUUUACACUUUUUAAAAUUUCUUUGUUGCCAUAUGAAUUCCCAUGUCAUGUCAUCAUGAUUUUUCACUUGUUUUAACAGUCUUCGGUGUCACAUGGAAAGGACCGUAUAUAUUUUGGCCUUUUAAUGUCUUGCUGAUCAUAGGCACAAUCUAAAAGUCAAAAGUUGCCCCUUUGUUGUGAUAACAUUGUGAUAACAUUCCUUAUUGAUUAGGGAAUAAUGCUAAAUAAGAAUGUUAAAAAAGCAGUACAUUCUCAUUCAAAAAAUAACUAAUUUAUUUAAAAAUAUAAAAGAUUAGUGAAGAUGUAGUGAAUUUGAACCUCUAGUUUAAAAAAAUUUCUUUUGCAAAGAAAAUUUAGCAAUUUAAACCAGCAUAUCUCUGCCUGUUGUACUCAGUAGUAACCUUUAAUUUUGUCAUUAAAGAAUUAAUCAAAAAACUCCAGUGUAAAUGGAAUGGAAAGAGGGAAGCUUUCUAGCAAACACUGUCAUCAAUAACCGAUAAUUGAUUGCUACAGCGGUACAUGCCACCACCACCUGCUGCACAGGUCCUAGAGAAU
Messenger RNA from Trichechus manatus latirostris (Florida manatee), 5469 nucleotides. RefSeq names its product Cbl proto-oncogene B (gene CBLB). Gene Ontology annotation, biological process: cell surface receptor signaling pathway; negative regulation of epidermal growth factor-activated receptor activity. Gene Ontology annotation, cellular component: membrane raft; plasma membrane. NCBI's taxonomy places the organism in Eukaryota, Metazoa, Chordata, Mammalia, Sirenia, Trichechidae. The coding region runs from base 13 to 2964 and encodes 983 amino acids. Gene Ontology annotation, molecular function: ubiquitin protein ligase activity; SH3 domain binding; calcium ion binding. The transcript has 18 exons. The record is from RefSeq and is a predicted model, not a curated record.